CUGGAACGUUGUCCCGUAGCCCUCUGGAAUCCCUACUUCUCCUCUCCCCUCCCCAACCACCAUAUGCCCCCUCCGAGUUUUAUACGUCCUCUCACUCCUCCUCCACUCCAAACCAGGGUUUGCUUCGCCUCAUCCCAUGGCUCCCUUCUUCUUCCUCCUCCUCCUCUGCUUCGUUCCUCGGAUUGCUUCUUCCUCUCCGCUCGAACACUCCCACCUUGCUCGCGUUAUCGAGAUUCAGGAGCGAGAGCGGGUGUCUCCAUCGGUUCAAAUAGCAACGGUCCGUAGCCUUCUUGGGCGUCUUCUUCCGUCCCAUCAGGCCAGCUUCGAGUUUGAGAUCAUCCCCAAGGCAAAGUGCGGUGGAAAAGCAUGCUUCAUUAUCAACAACCAUCCUUCCUCUGGUAUUAAAGGAUCUUCAGAAAUACUAAUACAUGGGGUAAGCGGUGUGGAACUUUCAGCUGGUCUACACUGGUAUUUGAAGUACUGGUGCCUCGCUCAUAUAUCUUGGGAGAAAUCUGGUGGUGUACAAUUAUCUUCGGUGCCAAAACCAGGGGCCCUUCCCCAUGUUUCUUCUACUGGAGUUUUGGUUCAAAGGCCCAUUCCAUGGAGUUACUACCAGAAUGCUGUUUCAUCCAGUUAUUCAUUUGCAUGGUGGGAAUGGGAAAGGUGGGAAAAGGAAAUUGACUGGAUGGCUCUCCAAGGAAUCAAUUUGCCUCUUGCUUUCAAUGGACAGGAGGCUAUCUGGCAGAAAGUCUUUCAGAGGUUUAAUAUAAGUGGUUCAGAGUUGGAUGAUUUUUUUGGGGGACCCGCUUUUCUUGCAUGGUCACGUAUGGGAAACUUGCAUGGAUGGGGUGGACCACUUCCUCAGAGUUGGAUUGAUGAUCAACUUGUUCUUCAGAAGAAAAUUCUAGCUAGGAUGUAUGACUUUGGAAUGUCUCCAGUUCUUCCUGCAUUUUCUGGGAAUGUUCCUUUGGCUUUAAGAUCCAAAUUUCCUUCAGCUAAAAUAAACCGCCUUGGGAAUUGGUUUUCUAUUGACAGUGAUCCAAGGUGGUGUUGUACAUAUCUAUUGGAUGCAACUGAUAACUUGUUCAUAGAAAUUGGGAAAGCAUUUAUAGAGCAACAGUUCAAAGAGUACGGUAGGACUAGUCACAUAUACAAUUGUGAUACUUUUGAUGAGAACACUCCACCUGUGGAUGACCCAAAGUACAUAUCUUCAUUAGGUGCUGCAAUUUAUAGGGGAAUGCAAAGUGGUGAUGAUAAUGCUAUAUGGCUAAUGCAAGGGUGGUUAUUUUCAUAUGAUCCAUUUUGGAAGCCACCACAAAUGAAGGCACUCUUGCAUUCUGUUCCUAUUGGCCGAAUGGUGGUUCUUGAUUUAUAUGCUGAAGUAAAGCCCAUAUGGAUCACUUCUGACCAAUUUUAUGGUGUUCCAUACAUCUGGUGCAUGCUACACAAUUUUGCUGGAAACAUUGAGAUGUAUGGGCUUAUAGAUGCAGUUGCAUCUGGACCUAUUGAAGCUCGUAAAAGUGAAAAUUCAACCAUGGUUGGCACUGGAAUGUGUAUGGAGGGCAUUGAACAAAAUCCUAUUGUUUAUGAUCUUAUGUCUGAAAUGGCAUUUCAUCAUGAGCCAAUAGAUGUAGAGAUGUGGAUAGAUCUAUACCCAACACGGAGAUAUGGAAGGCCUAUUUCUGCACUGCAAGUUGCAUGGAAAAUACUAUAUCAUACGAUCUAUAACUGCACUGAUGGUGUUAACGACAAAAAUCGAGAUGUAAUUGUAGCAUUUCCAGAUGUUGAUCCAUCCAUCAUUAUGAUACCAGAAGUAUCUAAAGCUGCAAAGCAUCAGUAUAUCGAUAGACGAUUAUCAGAAAGAGGACAUAUGAAGGAAAUAUCUGAUUCUUAUGACCAGCCACAUCUAUGGUAUUCGACUAUUGAUGUCAUAUAUGCAUUAAAACUUUUCCUAGACAAUGGUGAUGAAGCAUCAGAUAUCCAGACUUUCAGGUAUGAUCUUGUGGAUCUCACACGGCAGGCAUUAGCAAAAUAUGCAAACCAGGUUUUCUUAAAAGUCAUAGAAGGCUAUCAACAUAAUGAUAUCAAGCAAGUCACUUUCUACAGUCAGCACUUUCUUGAUCUUGUCAAGGACUUGGACAUCCUUUUGGCCUCCCAUGAUGGAUUUCUGCUUGGGCCCUGUUUAGAAAGUGCCAAGCGCCUUGCUGAAGAUUCAGAGCAAGAGAAGCAGUUUGAAUGGAAUGCAAGAACUCAAAUAACCAUGUGGUUUGACAAUACAGAGACUGAAGCUAGUUUGCUUCGUGACUAUGGAAACAAAUACUGGAGUGGUCUACUGCAAGACUAUUAUGGACCACGGGCGGCAAUAUACUUCAAAUACUUGUUAGCUAGCAUGGUGAAAGGGGAGAGUUUUCCAUUGGAGCAUUGGAGGAGGGAGUGGAUUAGUCUAACCAAUAAAUGGCAACGUAGUAGAAAGUUGUUCUCAGUGAAAGCUUCUGGCGAUGCUCUGAAUAUCUCUCGAUGGCUGUUUGACAAGUACUUGCGAAAUGCUAACUUGCAAAUGGUAUACGAUUUAUGGGGCUACGAUGCUGUAAAAUCUGCAAGCAUGUGAGUCUGUGAGCAUCUAUCAUCUAUGUUGGGAACAAUCUCAUGUUGCUUCAUCGAAUCUGUAUGCUUCUGAGGCCAUGCACACUAGCUUCAUGAAUCCUCAUGCUACUUUGCUAAGUCUAUCUCAUACGUGGAGGUAGGUGGUUAGAAGAAUGAGUUCUUUAGUAUAUGCAGUCAUCUUGUGAAACUACUGCUAGGGUUAUUCUUGCACGCAAUUUCUUCUCGAGAUAAACUCUCGAGUGUGUGGAUGUUUGCCAAAACGCGGUUAACCCGGAUAAACUUAAUUUCUUUCGUUUUCUCGUGAUCAAUAAUGUACUUCCACAGGAUUUGAGACACCAUUUAUUUUUGCAAA
Molecule: messenger RNA, 2956 nt
Organism: Elaeis guineensis (African oil palm)
Lineage: Eukaryota; Viridiplantae; Streptophyta; Magnoliopsida; Arecales; Arecaceae
Source: RefSeq, a predicted model, not a curated record